AUGUCAAGUGCUUUCCAAUUAAGUGAUGAUGAAUUUAGUAGCGCAACCAAUUUCAGCUUCCCUAGACCUGUGACGUCAGAAUCAAGUCCGGAGAGGAAAGGAUGCAUCACUCCACCUGAGGAAUAUCCAAGACCCAAUCUGGGCUUUGGAUAUUCAGACAAUAAAAUUGGAAGUAAGAGUAUUCACAGGCGGCAACAAACUCCAAUUUCAUUUAAUAUUCUGGAUAAUAGCCAGGACCAACCAGAAUACACUAAGACAUAUUAUUCACACAGAUUGUCGUCCAUUGAUAUCAUGAACGAUACUAAAAAUCAAAUUAGAAGAAAUAGUACUGGAAUUUUCAGUAGUCUUGGAGAAUUUGCUAAAUUGAACAAGAUAGACACUGAAAAUAAAAUAUUUGCAAAUUGUCCAGAAUCUGGGGAUUGUAAUAAUUUCCCAAAGAUUGAUUUAAAUGUAUCCAAUGAAAAAAUCAAUGAAAAGAAGUGA
This is a messenger RNA of Vanderwaltozyma polyspora DSM 70294, 483 nucleotides long. It is a transcript of the gene ICS2, whose product is annotated as Ics2p. The record is from RefSeq and is a predicted model, not a curated record. The transcript has a single exon. Bases 1 to 483 code for a protein of 160 amino acids. NCBI's taxonomy places the organism in Eukaryota, Fungi, Ascomycota, Saccharomycetes, Saccharomycetales, Saccharomycetaceae.